This is a messenger RNA of Melospiza georgiana, 1065 nucleotides long. It is a transcript of the gene TNNT3, whose product is annotated as troponin T3, fast skeletal type. Gene Ontology annotation, molecular function: troponin I binding; tropomyosin binding; troponin C binding. Lineage: Eukaryota; Metazoa; Chordata; Aves; Passeriformes; Passerellidae. The record is from RefSeq and is a predicted model, not a curated record. Gene Ontology annotation, biological process: regulation of muscle contraction; muscle contraction; sarcomere organization. The transcript is spliced from 11 exons. Gene Ontology annotation, cellular component: troponin complex. The coding region runs from base 1 to 723 and encodes 240 amino acids.
AUGCCGGGUACUGGUUGUGACUUCCAGAGCCCUGUAGCAGAGGAAGCUCAUGAGGAAGAGGAGAAGCCCAGAAUAAAACUAACUGCUCCUAAAAUACCAGAGGGUGAGAAAGUAGAUUUUGAUGACAUCCAAAAGAAAAGGCAGAACAAAGACCUGAUUGAACUGCAAGCCUUGAUUGACAGCCACUUUGAAGCCAGAAGAAAGGAAGAGGAAGAGCUGGUUGCCCUCAAGGAGAGAAUUGAGAAGCGCAGAGCUGAGAGAGCAGAGCAGCAGAGAAUCCGCGCUGAGAAGGAGAAGGAGCGUCAGGCAAGGCUUGCGGAGGAAAAGGCACGCAGAGAGGAGGAAGAUGCCAAGAGAAAGGCAGAGGAUGAUCUGAAGAAGAAGAAGGCUCUGUCCUCCAUGGGUGCAACAUACAGCAGUUAUCUGGCUAAGGCUGAUCAGAAGAGAGGAAAGAAGCAAACAGCUAGAGAGACGAAGAAGAAGGUCCUGGCUGAGAGGCGCAAGCCCCUGAACAUUGACCACCUUAAUGAAGACAAGCUGAGGGACAAAGCUAAGGAGCUGUGGGACUGGCUAUAUCAGCUGGAGACUGAAAAGUAUGACUUUACAGAGCAGAUCAAGAGGAAAAAAUAUGAGAUUGUCACCCUCAGAAACCGGAUCGAUCAGGCCCAGAAGCACAGCAAGAAGGCAGGAGCCAAGGGCAAGGUUGGUGGGCGCUGGAAGUAAAGAACCAGGCAGGAUGGCCUUUAAUGGUGUGCUGAACCCCUGCUGGUCUCCUCUUUCCUCCUUCAGCGAUCACUUGUGUUCUCAUGCCUUAAUGAUAACAAAAAUCAAAUCAGCCUGGAUUGGCUAUUGCUGCUGCUUUUCUCCCUGGAGGGGUCUGGUGGCUUCCUCAGGCAAGGGGAAGCAGGUUCCCUGUGGAACUGGGAUGACUCCUUGCUGGCAUCUUCAAUUCCUGCUGAGCAUGUCCCUUAUCCUCCUGACACCAACCCUAUGCUGUCCUGUAGAUUGCUAUGUACAAAUCUCUGGAUUUUGUAAAUAAAGCACAACCAGUACCUACUCCAAUAA